ACAAGAUGCCAUGUGGCGGAGAGACCGAUACACCACGGGAGGACGCCUAAGUCUUCACUCUGAUCUGCGACUUCAAGGUUCCCGGAUCUGUCGCGCGCCUCCACAGUCUCCGACGGCCGUCGACCCGGACAGCCGCGCGGAAACUUGCUGGGAGAAAUCGGAAACGGUGAAAACUCGCGUCCCAAGACUCUCGAGCGCGACUUCCCGCGAUAUCACGUGGAGUGCGCUCCUUGAAGUACCCUCUUGGCGUUGGUCAGAAGAGAGUGCGGGGUUAUCGUUUUCCGCUUCAUUCGGCGCAGUCUCGGUAAAUCCCCCGGCGGGAGUACGUUCCCGCGCUCUGCCCCAUCUCUCGUGCGGAAUCGCGAGUUUUCGCGUAUAACGCGACACACGUCGAUCGCGUGUGUGAUCGUUGAAUUGAUCAGCGACCAGGCGUUCUCGCGUGGUGUGCUCGAUACAAACUUUAAUUGAUUUUGGCGUCCUGAUACACGAUUGAAGUUUCUCCGAAGCUGCGCUGUUCGCCAGAUACGCAAAGAUCACCGUGCGGUGAGACAGGAAAGAAGACAAGGGAGCGGGACAAGUAAGUCGAGUGACUUAAGUGGCGAGAAAGGGACGCGAGGGUGCGUUCUUGGCGGUUUUAGUGAAUCAGAGCGGAAGAUUCCGCGCGCACAGAAUUGGCCGACACGGCAAAGUUAACGGUGAAGUUAAGAAAAAAGAGUUAACGCCGGCACUAUCGAACGCGUCGGUGUCACUUCGGCGAGAACGCUGAUUCAUUAUUCCAACGAAGAGAGUUGAGGAGGGAAAAGUAAGUCCGUUAUUGCGGCGAGUAAAGUGCAGAGCAAACACGUCGUCGCAGCCUUCUCGACGGCAGGCCAUCCUCGUCAUCGUUUGAUUCUGGUUCUCAGUUAAGUUUCUCGUUUAUUGCACUCGUAUGAACUGUCCGACGAUCUGGAGACGAUCAUAUCCUCCGGAUAACUCCACCUGAGGCUUGAACUUAGAGGAAGGAACCGCGUAUCGGUCGCUUGAAUAUCGACGAGGAGUCGAACAACCAGGACACGUGGAUGAUAUUUUCUUGAGAGAACCUCGACUUGGACUACAACACGCUAUUGCUGUAGAAGGAAUCGCGAAUCCGCAGGACUAUCGGUCAACAGCUCCCCGCUCGUGAUGAGCUCGCUCGAGGGUGAACGCGUGGACGUUCGGCGCGCUUCGAGAACUGCCUUACGGCGAUCCAGGUGAACAGCUGCAGUGACCAGCGCGAGAGAUCGCACGUUUCCUACGACGAGUCGCAUGAAAUGAUGACCCUCGUGACGGACGCGGUGCCUUACGGCUAUGAGGCGGUCACGAGGCCGCCCUACGACGCUUACCGUCACCAUCAUCUGCACCACCACCAUCAUCAUCGGUAUCGGCGCGUCUACACGCCGACGGAGCCCGAGUACCUGCAGGGAUACGUCACCAGGAGGGACACGGACGAUCGCGCGAGAAUCGUCGGCGCCAACAACGCGUUGACCGCGGCGGCCGCCAGUCCGUUGAACUAUCGCGAUCGCAAUGAUCGCAUCAGGUCGCAGUCCCGAUACACCCUCGAUUCGGACGACGCCUCGUCGGUGAUAUCGGCGGACGCCUCGGCCGACCUCGAGUCCGGCUCCGCAGACGCCGACGAGACCAACGAGACCAACGAGACCGGUGAAACCAACGAGACGGGCGAAACGAACGAGGGCGAGUCGAUCGAGCACGUGCCACAUCCUCACGUUUUAGACGCCGGCUCGCCACACGGCCCGCGCAGAUGUCUUCUAUGGGCCUGCAAGGCCUGCAAGAAGAAAACGGUCACUGUCGAUCGAAGGAAAGCAGCAACCUUGCGGGAGAGACGCCGCUUGAGAAAGGUUAACGAGGCCUUUGAGGUGCUCAAGAGAAGAACCAGCAACAAUCCUAACCAACGCUUACCGAAAGUGGAGAUACUGCGAAACGCUAUCGAAUAUAUCGAGAGUCUCGAGGCGCUGCUGCAAGGAAACCGACCUUCCGGACAUCAGGAUCACCCUUCCGCCGAGAACAUGAAUGGAGAGUCGCCGCAGUACGUGACGGACAGACUUCGGCAAUUCUCGGAUCCUUUGGCAAGGUUUCAACCAAUUAACGGCUUCGAGCAGGCCGAAGCGUUGUCUUCGCAAAACAACGGCAGCAGCUUGGAUUGCCUCAGUAUGAUCGUGCAGAGUAUCAACGGGCCCGUGCAACCGUCCUCCGACAGUCAUUACUCGACGCAUCAUUGAGGUUACACAGUAUCGAUAUUUAAUUCUCUCAGAACGGCCUUUUCCGCCCUAGAGCUCUUACGCAUGCUGCUCACGAUGUCUCGAGUGAAUGCAUAAAUACAGCCAAAGACUCGGUUAUUCUCGUUGCCGAAUAACCCCGGUGCGUUGCACAGAGAGUUUCAGAAAUCGUCGAAAGUGUACUUUUAUUGAUCCGCGGAUGAGAACGACUCGAAUGACUGCUAUUUCGAUGUCGCUGAAUCGAUAAUCACGCGAAUAUCUAAAAUUCAUAGUUAAGAACCUCAAUCGAGUUCCGGCGAUGCAAACUAAUCUUAAAGUAAGAUUCCAGCUAGAGCCUCUUGAAAUACUUCCUCCCUUGGACGGAGACUUGGUUUAAAAUAUUUUUCUGUCGACGAGCAAUGGUUGUUUGCUCGAUUUCAGGAAAACAGGGUCAAAAUAGACUCUAAACCCAAAGGAUUUCUAGUCUAAAAAAGAGGGUGAAGAGAGAAUAUAUUCUACCUCUGAAACUCUGUGUAUAUCCUGAUGUCGGUGUAUGCCGGACACAUUCGCGCGAAUUUUUGUCGAAGCAGGAAUUAUGGAUGUCGUAGGCGAUUAACAGGCGCGGAAUACUCGACACCGGAUGUAUGCAAAUAGGUUUCCGAUCGUUGUCGAUAAAUCUAUGCAAAACACCGGAGAAGCGCCGUAAAAUAGCCAAAUAUUUUGUCUAUACCAAAGGAAAAUAUUUUCAAAGAUAAUUCUCUGCGAGCGAAGCUUAAGAUAUUGCAGGCAGAAGGUAAUAAGGGAGGAUGAGAAUUCGCGGCGAGAUUGUAUUUUUAAACAGAUUUCUAAUUGAUUCUUCCAAUGUGAAAAUUUGUCAUGGGAUUGUCGUGUAUUAUUCGUUGCGAUUUUUUUGCAAUUAUCGCUUUUUAAACGUCGACUAAGUUGAGUCAAGACUCCUGAAUGAAAUAUUCGCGUUAGUGUGUAAUGAUAAUUUCUUGAUUAAUCGGCAAUGAUAGUGUCUCGUUUCUUAUUCGCGUUCUCAAAUAACUCGAGACUUGGCAAUUCUAUCGUUAUCGAACACAAUUAUGUGCUUAAACAUGUCACGGUGCUUGAAGUAAACUUAUUCACAUGUUCGAUACGGACUUCUGUAGAAAAUCGAUCCUCCUUGAUAUUUCUAAUUUUUGCAAUAGUCAACCGUGGCAAGUGUGACACGCGGAACGAUGUAGGCGCUGAAAGCAUCAUCAGUCACGCUGUAAUCGUAUUUAUCUCCAACGACAGAGGGUAUAUUUCUUUCUUUCCGUGUCGUCGCCAUUUUAAUCUCUCUCUAUUUUACAUGGAGCUUUUUCUUGAUUAUUCGCGACCAUCGUCGCGAGGCCACGCGCGCUUACGUCGUUUUGCAUCCCCAAGCCCGAAAUCACGAGUUCAGACUUUCGACGUGGCGAAUGAGCCGUCUGCCUUUCGGAAGUUUUACGAGAGACGCCUGUGUCUCGACACGCUUAACGAUUCCCCCGGGAACAAAUCGCCAAACUUUUUAUGUGCCUGCGAGCGAGCGAGCGAGCGAGCCACCACGUUGGUGUGUUAGCCUUGUUGAUACCGCGAUGAAUGUAAAUAUGUGGAAUGAUGAAACAAUAAAGUGAGGAGCAACGGAAAAGAGCGAGCAGUCGUGCGUCUACG
This is a messenger RNA of Odontomachus brunneus, 3905 nucleotides long. It is a transcript of the gene nau, whose product is annotated as transcription factor SUM-1. The coding region runs from base 1290 to 2255 and encodes 321 amino acids. Gene Ontology annotation, molecular function: DNA-binding transcription factor activity, RNA polymerase II-specific; RNA polymerase II cis-regulatory region sequence-specific DNA binding; protein dimerization activity. The transcript has 5 exons. The record is from RefSeq and is a predicted model, not a curated record. NCBI's taxonomy places the organism in Eukaryota, Metazoa, Arthropoda, Insecta, Hymenoptera, Formicidae. Gene Ontology annotation, biological process: regulation of transcription by RNA polymerase II; muscle organ development; positive regulation of myoblast differentiation.